Echinococcus granulosus is the source of this 486-nucleotide messenger RNA. RefSeq lists its product as hypothetical. NCBI's taxonomy places the organism in Eukaryota, Metazoa, Platyhelminthes, Cestoda, Cyclophyllidea, Taeniidae. Bases 1 to 486 code for a protein of 161 amino acids. The record is from RefSeq and is a predicted model, not a curated record. The transcript has 4 exons.
AUGAAAAGUUGUGAACUGUCGAAGUACAAAUUCAGUGUUAUUCUAAAUAAACAUGAGGCCCAUUCGAACAACCUAAACACGGAAUGGAGCAACAAGAAGAUGCAUAAGGGAAACCACAAUUAUUCGAUUUUUCACAAUUAUAAUGAUGCAGUAAAUGCACAAAGACAAACAGAACUUGGACAGUUAAAAAACACUCAACCGAAAAAAAUAGGAGAAAUGCAUUCAUCCAGAGGCCCAGUUAGAUACAAAUGUAUAAAUACAGGGCUUUUCUUUUGGAAGUGGGGUCAUAGUAUUGGCGAUUUCAGUAAAAAGAACUUGGGUGUUUUUGAUGCUUUGAAUGUUGGAAGGCAACCCAAAAUGAGUAGUGUAUUAUUUAAAUGUGUAUUCCAGCCUUACUUUCAGUGCGUUUAUGUCAUUUGUCUCACAUUGAAAAAAUUAAAACAUGUAAAAAUGAGUUUAUCAGCUAUUUUGCAUUCUAUAAUGUAA